Molecule: messenger RNA, 972 nt
Organism: Tetrahymena thermophila SB210
Lineage: Eukaryota; Ciliophora; Oligohymenophorea; Hymenostomatida; Tetrahymenidae
Product: RPAP3 monad-binding domain protein, putative
Exons: 5
Biological process (GO): epithelial cilium movement involved in extracellular fluid movement; inner dynein arm assembly; determination of left/right symmetry
Cellular component (GO): outer dynein arm
Source: RefSeq, a predicted model, not a curated record
AUGUACGGAAGAAUAAAAGAAUAGAAAUUAAGAACUAACAAUAUAAAUUUCUCAGUAGAAUCAGUUAAAAAUGAAUUAGAGGGAUUUAUAGAUGAUGAAAAUAAAAGAGUUAAUAUAGAUUCAGCUAAAAAAAGAGCAGUUUUAUAAGGAAUGGAUUAUGGUGGAUUUAGAUAAAUGGUUUUAGGCGCACAUUUAUUUAGCAUUAAAUCGAAAGAACUUAUAGAUAUGAGUGCAGAUAGAGUAAAUAAAAAGAAUGAAAUUGUGCUCAAUAGUAGCUUGACAACUUUCAAUAACGUUGUAGAUUUAAGCGCAAGACAAAAGGAAGAAAUAGAGUAAAUAAAUCUAAGAAUAGCAGAGAUGUUAGCAAAUAAUGAGCUUUAAGCCAAUAGUUUUAGAGAUUUUAAGAAAAAUUUUGAUUCUCAAUACAAAUUUCCUAUUGAUGAUGUAGCAGCUCAAAAUAUUUACUUGAUAUUUAAAUCAUAAAAGGAAGAAAACUUUAAAAAAAUAUUUUCUCUUGAUUUUGAUGUUUCGUAUUUCAUCAAAAUUAUCAAAGUAAUGAAGUAUGUAAUUUAAGAAUCUCUUGUACCAAAUUAAAAUGCUUUAGAGUUACUUUUCUUAAUGGAAUUUUUAGAUUAAAUGAGCAAAGUUAAAGACUUCUAGUUUUCUGUGCCUAAAUUUUUAAGUUCUAAAGAAAAAGUGGAGUUAAAAGAAUUUAUGGAGUUUCUAAAGUAGAGCAUUUAAUAAGUGUAAUAAACAAAGGUAGAUUCUCAAGAUAAAUAAUUAAAAGAAAAAUCUGAUGAGAAUUAGAUAGAAUAAAAUAAUGAAGUAGAAAAUGAUAAUAAAGAAAAUUUAUAAAAUGAAUAAUAGUAAUUAGAUUAAGAAAACAGUAAUUCAGAUUAAUAAAAUUAACAAAUUGACGAAAAAAUAUUACAAGAUUUGUUUAAUAAGCUCGAAUCUUACUACAUCAGAUGA